Molecule: messenger RNA, 3619 nt
Organism: Marchantia polymorpha subsp. ruderalis
Lineage: Eukaryota; Viridiplantae; Streptophyta; Marchantiopsida; Marchantiales; Marchantiaceae
Source: the annotation of a GenBank genome assembly
CCCGAUCGAUCAUCUCACACGUAUACAGACCUCGCUGUGGGGGAAGGUGGCCACAAGUCUUAUAAUAUGUAACGCAAUGGAAAUGCUUCUAUUCCCGGUCUCCUCUAGGAAUGUGACAAGUGCAUCACUGUUCAUAGAAGUACUUGUCGAGAAUAGUGUCAUCUACUAGGGCCAUGGUUUGAGGUAUAGGGCUGAUAAUCUCCUAACAUACUUCGAAACCAGGUGGAGUGCACCUAAAAGUCGUGCAGCCUCUUGUGCAAUAGGAAGAGCACACCCUUCUGCCCACACUACAAAUUGAAGCUAUGCAGGUGUGGAAAAUUUCGAUCGAAAGGCGAGAUUGCGAAAUACCCGGAAGACUAAAGAGACGGGUCUAUCAGAUCAGAUGAUCAGAACCAGCUAAAUCUAAUUUUCUAGCCUCUGAUUUUCGAUCGAAGUCGCGUGUUUAUUGCACCUCGAGUUGAAUGUUACAUGGUCUUGAAUAAGUUUACGAGUAUUCGAACUACGAUGUCGGCUGAUCCCACGUCUCGAUAACAACAGCUGAAAACAGGAGAACACUGUAGAUCUGAGUGAUGGUUGACUACGAUAAACUUCCUGCAUUUCAGGCUACUCUUAUCGUCUCGAAGCCCACAGUUCUGGUCGGAUCUCACAGAUUGACCGGACCUCGCUAGAUUAUCUUUAACGCUACUACAAAAGGUGAGACUGUGAAGAGUGCGCGGUCUAACACAUUACGUACUCUCAUUUUAGUGGCGUCUCGUGGCUAGAGUGUGGUCUGAUCGAUUGUCACAAUCCUUGCAACUCAAGGAAUUGAUAGUAAACGUCUGACAAGUUGUAAUUAAUACUGGCAGACGGAGUGAGAUUAUUGCGCUCCAGCAGAGGCAGAUUUUGUGGAAAAGUUGAAUGGCAUUCAACCUCAACAAUGGACUGAGACUAAAAAAAUAUCGAUUGCUGGAAUAUCUCACCAUAAUGGCAACCUCGAUUGACCAUUAUGGUCUUGGACCAACUAAGCCGAGAUUCAUUGCCGUGUGAAGAAGUCCACCCGUGGGCCAAUUCAUUGUAGUUCUCGUGAAAAAAUCAAGCCUGUGUGCUUUCCUCGAUUGACUUUCUCUGUGAAAGCCAACACCUGCUGUUUACAUAAUUCCCCCAUUUGCAUCUCUCGCGCUCCAGCUUUGGUCCGUGCGCCCGGGUGUCGUGACUUAUGCUCCAUGGUCUGCACUGUGCGGUCCGAAUGACAUGCUCUUGAAUUCCCCUCUGAAGAUACCCGGCAACCUUGCGGGAAUGAUCACAGCUUCGCGGUUCGGCCCAGGGCGUUUACUUUUGGUCUUUGGGUAUCGAGGAGGAGCAAUGAGAGCAGCUCGAUUAGAUUGUGAUCACUCAUCCCUCGACUGCUUUCCACGAGUUUUACUGACGAGGAAUUCAUUCAUGGUGGCUGCCGAGCUCCUCGAGAGAAAUCUGCUCCGAAUUUUAAACGAGAGCAUGACGAAGUAGACCUGGGGCGGAACGUGUGAUUCUAAACUGUAAUAUGUCGCGCCCCAGAUCAGAUGUAAACGUCUUGCUGGUCGAGAUGACGAUUGUGAUCAUGACGUGCAAGCUGAUUUCCAUACCUGUCAGGGCCAAUUUCACGGUUGGAACGUCGGCUGGAGGGCAGCCGUUCCAAUGCGGGCAGUCAGGAAAUGUGUGGUGCGGAGGCCAAGUGGAAGCAGAUACGCAACGCGCAGAGCUGAGGCUGAAACCUUCGUUCACGAAUGCCACGGACCAUUACGAUGCCGGCAUAGCUGUGUGGGCCGAGCCCAUCACGCUGUUCAAUACAUCGUCCAGGAAGUGGAACUCGUUCAGCAGUCGGUUUCAAUUCCGGUGGCAAAUGAGUUCCUCGAUCGGGGCCGGGUACGGAAUAUCAUUCGUGAUGCGCAAUAUUCUGAUGUAUCGGGAUCUAGGGACGCAGACAGUCGUCCCUUCCGUGGCAGUCGAAUAUAAUAUACGCGAAAACCUCGGCAACGAAGAGUUCGACAACAUUCGGGUGCGAGUGGAGCUGGAAACCGGAAGGGCAAGCCUCCCGAUGGCACCUCUGGAUCCAGUCAUGAACAUCAGCAAGAGCAGUGCGAUCGUAUUCACGUGGAUCGAUUACAAUUCCUCGUCGCAAGACCUGCAAGUGAGACUGAGCUCCAAUGAUGCGAAGCCUGCGGACGCUCUGCUGCGGUACCGCGCGAAUCUGACCUUCGUUCUGGGCCAGGAUGAGCCCGAUGUCUAUGUCGGAUUGUCGGCCGCAAAUGGGAAGUGCAAUUGCUCUGACACUGUCACGGUGUCCGGAUGGUCGUUCGAAAGCUUUCCUCUGCCUCCUCUAGAGCCUUCCCCAAAACCGCAGCAGCAGCCGGCCGAAGUGGCGCCUUUGUGGUCGCCGGGGUGGCGAACCGAAGAGGAGUUCCGCAGAGGCUCGAGGAAUCAACCGGUGGCCUUCAUCUCGGGAGUGUCGGCGGCGGCAGUGUUCCUGCUGGUGCUGUGCGCCGUGGUGAUCGUGCUGCUAGGGCGGAGCAAGUACCAGCAGGCGAGCAGGUCGAUCUCGAUGCAGACGGGGUCGACGCGGACGGACCUGGACGCCAUCGCCAGGUGCCUCGAGAACAGCUACUCGUUCGUGGAGCUGCGGCGAGCGACGGCGGAGUUCGACGAGGCGCACAAGCUGGGGCAGGGCGGAUUCGGAAGCGUGUACCGGGCGGUGAUCCCGGCGACGGGCGAGGUGGUGGCGGUGAAAAAGGUGAGCCCGGAGUCGAGGCAGGGCGCGAGAGAAUUCAUGGCCGAGGUGUCGAUUAUCACGCAGCUGCGCCACCGGAACAUCGUCAAGCUGCUGGGCUGGUGCAGCGCCAACGAGCAGUUCUUGCUGGUGUACGAGUACAUGCCGAAUGGGAGCUUGGACAAGGCGCUGUUCUGCCCGGCGGACGAGGCCUCGGUGCUGUCGUGGGAGGUGCGCUUCCGCAUCGUCAUGAAUGUGGCCACGGCGCUGAACCAUCUGCACGAGGGCUGGCGCCAGAAGGUGCUGCACCGCGACAUCAAAUCCAGCAACAUCAUGCUCGACGAGGACUUCAAUGCGCUGCUGGGCGACUUCGGGCUGGCGCGCCUGGUGGACCGGCGCGAGAGCCUGGCCUCCACCAACGUGGUCGGCACCUUCGGCUACCUGGCGCCCGAGGUCGUGGUCUACGGCAAGUUCUCCGACAAGGCUGACGUGUACGCCUUCGGCGCCGUGGCGCUCGAGAUCGCCUGCGGCCAGGCCAGCGUGGACCAGAGCCGCCCCGAGGGCGAGAAGACGCUGGCCGACCUCGUCUGGAGCAGCCUGCGCAACGGCGACCUGCUGCGCGUGGUCGACCGCCGCCUCGCCGGCAAGUUCGACCCGGCCGCCAUCAAGCUCCUGCUCCUGGUCGGCCUGCUCUGCUCGCACCCCAACCCCGACGAGCGCCCGCCCAUGCGCCAGGUCAUCAUGAUCCUCGAGGGCAUCGUCCCCAUGCCCCCCAUCCCCCUCUCCAAGCCCGUCCUCCAGUUCCACAACCGCAGCGGCCGCCUCUACCAGGACGCGCCCUCCACCCCCACCACCGCCUCCGCCUCCCCGUUCACCUCCGACACCCCGUCGGUUUGA